UUAUUCCCUCCAACCACAGCCGGUGGCACCCGCAACACCAUGAUCUCGGCCAAGGAGAAGAAUAAAAGCCCCAAGGACAGCAUGACGCUCCUGCCCUGCUUCUACUUCGUGGAGCUGCCCAUUGUGGCAUCCUCCGUCGUGUCCCUGUACUUCCUGGAGCUGACCGACCUCUUCAAGCCAGCCAAGGUGGGCUUCCAGUGCUACGACCGCACGCUCUCCAUGCCCUACGUGGAGACCAACGAGGAGCUCAUUCCACUGCUCAUGCUGCUCAGCUUGGCUUUCGCUGCCCCUGCAGCCUCGAUCAUGGUGGGCGAGGGCAUGCUGUACUGUCUGCAGUCUCGGCUCUGGGGCCGCGGAGGUGGCCCAGGUGGGGCUGAGGGCAGCAUCAAUGCUGGCGGCUGCAACUUCAACUCCUUCCUACGGCGCACGGUGCGCUUUGUGGGAGUCCAUGUGUUUGGCCUGUGUGCCACGGCCUUAGUGACGGACGUCAUCCAGCUGGCCACGGGCUACCAUGCGCCCUUUUUCCUGACCGUCUGCAAGCCCAAUUACACACUGCUGGGCACCUCAUGCGAGGCCAACCCCUACAUCACACAGGAUAUCUGCUCUGGCCAGGACACCCAUGCCAUCCUGUCUGCAAGGAAGACCUUCCCAUCCCAGCACGCCACGCUGUCGGCCUUCGCUGCCGUCUACGUGUCCAUGUACUUCAACUCUGUCAUCUCCGACACGACCAAGCUGCUCAAGCCCAGCCUGGUGUUCGCCUUUGCCAUCGCAGCGGGUGUCUGCGGUCUCACCCAGAUCACACAGUAUCGAAGCCACCCCGUGGACGUGUAUGCGGGCUUCCUCAUCGGUGCUGGCAUCGCCGCCUACCUGGCCUGCCAUGCAGUUGGCAACUUCCAGGCCCCACCCACAGAGAAGCCCACAGCCCCAACACCUGCCAAAGAUGCACUUCGGGUGCUGACCCAGCGGGGCCACGACUCGGUGUACCAGCAGAACAAGUCUGUGAGCACUGAUGAGUUGGGCCCUCCAGGGCGGCUAGAGAGUGUGCCUGGGCCCGUGGCCCGUGAGAAGACCUCACUGGGCAGCCUGAAGCGGGCCAGCGUGGACGUGGACCUGCUGGCUCCACGCAGCCCCAUGGGCAAGGAGAACAUGGUGACUUUCAGCCACACACUGCCCCGUGUCAGCACGCCCUCACUUGAUGACCCUGCCCGCCGCCACAUGACCAUCCACGUGCCACUUGAUGCCUCGCGCUCUAAACAGCUCAUUAGCGAGUGGAAACAGAAGUCACUGGAAGGCCGUGGCCUGGGGCUGUCUGAUGAGGCCAGCCUGGGGCAUAUGCUGGUGCCUGCAGAGCCCAUGGCAGAGGAGGAAGAGGAGGAGGAGGAGGAGGAGGAGGAAGGGGGAGAGGAAGAGGGCCCAGCUCCACCCUCACUCUACCCCACAGUCCAGGCCAGGCCAGGCCUCGGGCCUCGGGUCAUUCUCCCACCGAGGGCCGGGCCACAGCCACUGGUACACAUCCCCGAGGAGGGGGCGCAGGCAGCAGCUGGCCUGUCACCUAAGGGCAGCGUGGCUGUGCGGGCCAAAUGGCUCAUGAUGGCCGAGAAGAGCGGGGCCCCUGUGGCCACAGCCUCGACCCAGCCCCGCAUGGCCAACCCGCCCCGACUGCUGCAGGUGAUUGCUAUGUCCAAGGCACCUGGUGGACCUGGCCCCAAGGCGGCCGAGACAGCCUUGUCCUCCAGCUCCAGCUCCGACUCCUCCCAGUACAGGUCGCCAUCAGACCGCGACUCAGCAAGCAUCGUCACCAUUGACGCACACGCGCCUCACCACCCCGUGGUCCACCUGUCUGCUGGUAAUGGGCCCUGGGAGUGGAAGGCUGCUGGCAGUGGGACCAAGGGGCCGGAGGGCGAGGGCACUUAUGAACUAGGAGACCUGGCUCAUGGCUUUCGCGGUGGGCCCAAGCCACUGGGUGUGUCUCCUGGCUCAUCUGUCAGUGAUGUAGACCAGGAGGAGCCAAGGUUUAGUGCUGUGGCCACAGUCAACCUGGCCACAGGGGAGGGGCUGCCCCCACUGGGCACAGCCGACAGUACUCUGGGGCCAGCCAGCCGGGAAUCAACGCUGAGGCGCAAAGUGGUUGGCCUGGCACUAGGUGAGCGGGAUCCUGCCUCUUGUGAGUCCGAGGCUGAAAGCUACUACCAUAAGAUGCAGGCAGCCCGCAGGUUCAAGGACUGAGCACCCCGGGGCUCAGCAG
Molecule: messenger RNA, 2245 nt
Organism: Eptesicus fuscus (big brown bat)
Lineage: Eukaryota; Metazoa; Chordata; Mammalia; Chiroptera; Vespertilionidae
Gene: PLPPR3
Product: phospholipid phosphatase related 3
Exons: 7
Coding region: 40-2226 (728 amino acids)
Biological process (GO): phospholipid metabolic process; phospholipid dephosphorylation; signal transduction
Molecular function (GO): phosphatidate phosphatase activity
Source: RefSeq, a predicted model, not a curated record